Aspergillus pseudotamarii is the source of this 1527-nucleotide messenger RNA. Its product is annotated as RUS1 family protein. Lineage: Eukaryota; Fungi; Ascomycota; Eurotiomycetes; Eurotiales; Aspergillaceae. The transcript has 7 exons. The record is from RefSeq and is a predicted model, not a curated record. The coding region runs from base 1 to 1527 and encodes 508 amino acids.
AUGGCUUCCGAUGCCAACGGCACUAUAACUUUCACUGAAGUGGACGAGGUCAAUAACCCUACUGCUACUUACAUCUACUCUGGAGUUGUGGAUCAGUCGACGCAUCUUCCUCAGCACGAUAAGAACAAUAGCACAGGGCGACUAGAUGUGAUACACCCCUCCUCCAAGCCCCAAACGUGGUCUUUGUCCUCUCUCAAAAGCCUCCUGGUCGACGUGUUUCUCCCUGCUGGAUAUCCUCACAGUGUCAGUGAUGAUUAUGCCCCGUAUCAAAUCUUUGACUCGCUUCAAGCGUUCAGUAGUUCAAUUGCCGGCCUCCUGUCUUCGAGAGCAGUACUACAAGGUGUGGGAGUGGGCAAUGCGGAUGCUUCCCCGACAGCUGCUCUUCUGCUUCACAUCCUUCAAGACACAUCCGGCCGAAUUGCAACCAUUCUGUUUGCCCAUAGGGUUGGCACUGCCCUAGAGCCAGAAUGCAAAAUGUACCGCCUUGCAGCAGAUAUAUUCAACGAUGCUGCAAUGAUUCUCGACUGCCUUUCCCCGAUGCUCCCAGCAGGAUUCAGUCGAGUGACUGUUCUCAGCACAGCAGGCGUGCUACGAGCUCUGUGUGGCGUCGCAGGAGGAAGCUCCAAGGCGAGUUUGAGUGCACAUUUCUCUCGGUGGGGGAAUCUCGCAGAAGUUAACGCCAAAGACUCCUCACAAGAAACUAUCAUCUCCCUUAUUGGGAUGCUGGUUGGAUCCUUUGUUGUAUCUCAGGUUACAAGCUACACCGCCACCUGGAUUUCUCUAGUGAUGCUUCUUACCAUGCACCUGAGUCUCAAUUACGCGGCUGUCCGCUCCGUACAAAUGACCAGUCUGAACCGGCAACGAGCCAACAUCGUCUUCUCAACAUUACUAGACUCCGAUAAAGACCUUGACAUUGCAAGCUUCAACCAAGCUCACCCAAUCCUCAAGCAUACCAAAGCAACACAAUCUCAGAAUCAAUGGCAGCUACCAACCCCAGCCCAAGUCUCCAAACAAGAGAAGAUCUUCGAGACGGACGGCAUCCUAAAAUGGAUCUCUGCCCCAUCAACACCACACAAACUAGGCUUCUGUCGUAUCGGAGUCUCACUUGAACAAUUCCUCGCCCCGGCCUCGACACGCACGGGAUCCGGCUCCCUCAAAACAUCAACACCCGUGGCCGACCUUGCAUCCCUCUUCAGAUCAGAAGACUACCUGUUAUUCCUGCACCAUAACCGCCAGACCUGGGACGCAAGAAUCCUCCUGAAAACGAGUAGCACGACCCAAACACAACACAAAGCCUGGAUGCACGCAUUACUGACUGCACGAGUGCUAUGCUCAUCCGCAAAGGAGAAGCGGGCACAGGAGGGCAGCACAGAGAUGAAGUAUAUCACGGACAUGAUCUCCAAGACAUUGGCUUUCCUAAAUGAUGAUUCUCGUGCGGAUCAGUACAUAUCAGCUCUUACACAGGCAGGAUGGGAUCUAACCGUUGCUGCAUUGGAAACAAGGUCUGGACGGCGGGUUGCUUGUUGA